CUGCUCCUGAUCUCCACCUACAAGGUGCGUGAGGAUCAACAGGCGAUCCUCCUGCAGCUCGGCGAGCCCAUCAAGGUGGUGAACCAGUGGGGCACGGACGAGCCGGGGCUGCGCUUCAAGACGCCCUUCGUCCAGAACGUCGAGUAUUUCGAGAAGCGGGUCCUCGACUUCAACGCGCCGGCGGAGGAGAUGAUCCUCGGCGACCAGAAGCGGCUGGUCGUGGACGCCUUCAUCCGCUAUCGGAUCAUCGAUCCCCUGCGCUUCUUCCAGUCCGUCGGCAACGAGGCGGUGGCCCGCGCCAGGCUCGGCGCCAUCCUCAACGCCAGCACGCGGCAGGUGCUGGGCACGGUCGAGCUGAUCACCGUGCUCUCCGGCGAGCGCGCCCAGCUGAUGACCCAGAUCAGGGACCAGGUGAACCGUCAGUCCACCGGCUUCGGCGUCGAUGUGAUUGAUGUGCGCAUCCGCCGCGCCGACCUGCCGGAGGAGAACAGCCAGGCGGUCUAUCAGCGCAUGCAGACCGAGCGCGAGCGCGAGGCGAAGGAGUUCCGGGCCCAGGGUGAGGAAGAGUCGCAGCGCAUCCGCUCGCGCGCCGACCGCGAGCGUGUGGUGCUCCUCGCGGAGGCGGAGCGCGAGUCCCAGAUCCUGCGCGGCGACGGCGACGGCGAAGCGCACCGGAUCUCGCGCGAGGCCUAUGGCCGGGACCCCGAAUUCUACGCCUUCUACCGGGCCAUGCAGGCCUAUCGCGAAGCCCUCGGGGACUCCGAUACCUCGAUGGUGCUGUCGCCGGACAGCGAGUUCUUCCGUUACUUCGGUGAGAUAUCGGGCAACCAGGCACCCACCGCCCCGGCGACGCCUGAGUGA
Geodia barretti is the source of this 861-nucleotide messenger RNA. The record is from the annotation of a GenBank genome assembly. Lineage: Eukaryota; Metazoa; Porifera; Demospongiae; Tetractinellida; Geodiidae.